Messenger RNA from Phytophthora sojae, 2160 nucleotides. RefSeq lists its product as hypothetical. The record is from RefSeq and is a predicted model, not a curated record. Lineage: Eukaryota; Oomycota; Peronosporomycetes; Peronosporales; Peronosporaceae. Bases 1 to 2160 code for a protein of 719 amino acids. The transcript is spliced from 6 exons.
AUGGAGGGCGCCCCUGAAUUUAAGACGCCACGUCACGCGACGCUAGAGGACGUCAGGGGGCUCAUCUUCGCAGGCAUCCUUCGGCAGGAGGAGGUCGAUAUCCCCGACUUCGUACUCCCUGAGCGCCCACCGCAUUGGAAACUGCCAACCCCACCGGAUCUCAAGACCAACGCGUAUCUCGUGGGAGUCCCAGGGACCGUGAACGACAUUCGCGCGGGUGCAUUCGCCAUGGAAGACUUCGGCGGCGCGUCUACGCUGAUCGGCUUCUUGGAGCUCUCCGACGAGGAUCUUCAGGGGUUGAAUGAAGUCUGUGGCGCCAAAGCUGGGAUCGACGUCCUGUGUCCACGUCGUUCGCCUCUUUCCGCAUUCGAGUUGGACAACACCCUGAAUUCCAUCGGUAUUCGACGCGAAAUGGCCUCACUCCUGCGUCACAUCAACAGCACAAGGCUCGCUGAGCGCGUGUUCAAGAUGACUGGUCACCUGCGUCGAGUCCUCGGGGCCUACCAAAACAUGAGUUCCCUGGCUGACUCUCAGCAGGGUUUCACCGCUACUCAGGCAGUAGUCGACACGCGACGCAAGUACAAGGAACUGAAGCGCGCCUGGAAAUUCACGUGCGACUACUGGUUCCUGGAGGUCCAAGAGGCCCUGGGCAAGGUGGAUGAUGCUGAGUCCAAGUACAAAGUCGCGCUGGGCGAACGGAAGACGCGGUACCAAGACGAGAUUGAUUCUCUGGAGUCCGAGAAGGUGCAACUCAAGGCGCGCCUUGCCGACUCUGAGGCACAAUUCUCUGACUUCCUCCAAAACCACACAGACUUCACGGGCAAUUGGGAGCGUCUCCACGACCUCUUCAAUCUCUGCAUCAAGGACGCGAAGCCUCCUGAAUCCUGGGACACUGUCAUUAACGUCACAGCCAUGGACAAGCGCAAGGCUGCGGUGGCCCCGUAUCCAGAGAAGAGCACUCGUAUGCCUCCGUCUUCAGGGUCUGGGUCGUCCAGUCGUCCUGAAAUUCUGGAUCUCACGGGUCCUGGCAGCAAGUCUGGCAGCGACGCGAAGGCCGGAGGCAAAACGCAGGAUUCCAGGAAAUCUCAGGGUUCCAAGAAGGGCCAAGGCUCCAGAAAAUCACGGGACUCUGAGGCGCCAGACACGCAGUCGAAGUCCGCAAGCCCCCAGGUUCACAAGGUCCAGCGUCGUCCCAAGGAUCAUCAGCCUGGCCGCGACUCCGAAGUUCGACCAGACGUGCGUCAGGCCAUUCUUGCUGGGCUCAAGUACGAUACAGCCAUGGAGUGGAUCGGCAGCGACCGGGCGGCUCACGGGCACUUCAGGCAGCCGCAGCUGAUCAAGAUGCUCGUGAUCAUGAUGUACACUCGUCGUCGUCUUGACCUGACUCCCUGGAGCAAGUUCGUCCCUGAAGCCUACUACGAAAUGGCAGACGAGCGUCUGGACAGGCGCCUUCGACGCGGUGAUCCUCCCGCCCAGGAACCUGAGGAGAGCGCCUCUAGUAGUAGCUCUGAAGAGGAGGAGGUCACCCUUGAAACUCUGGAGGAGAUCGAGGACGCAGAGGACGACGACGACGCAGAGGACGACAAUGGGUCGAAGAAGAAACGUCGCACGGGAAACAAGACACACACUCCUACCACUCAGGGUUCUAGCAUCCGUCGGCGCUCGCGCGGAAAUCAUAAUCGGAGCUCGUUGGUGACGGCCGAAGAUCCUGUGGACAACGAGACUUCCUGGCGCGUCUAUGGGGUUCUUGUGCAAUAUCCAAGUUCGACCAAGAGUGCGUCUUGCCAGACUCCCGGGUUCCUAGAGUACGAGAUCCACAAGUAUUCGUACGACGUUGUUCACGAGCGCUGGGACCAGCUACUCUCCGCGAAAGCGCUCAAGCUGAUGGAGGACGUCGUGGACGUCAUGCACAAGAACGCACAGGCAAUCUGGGAGCGCGGGCACUGGGUGCCUAUUCCGACUGAAGAACAAGCAGACGCCACCAUGGAAUAUCAGCGGAAGUCGCGUCGAAACGCGCUACGCAGAGCGUACAAGACGCUCGUUGAGCGCUCGCGCAACACCCCUGGGUUCAUCCCGUCGUUGUGGCACGAACCGGGCCUCUGGAAGUUCCCGGACAAGUGCUGCUACUGGAUUUGGGAGGAUCCCAGGGGGGGGGGCUAA